Messenger RNA from Sceloporus undulatus (fence lizard), 4233 nucleotides. RefSeq names its product PBX/knotted 1 homeobox 2 (gene PKNOX2). Lineage: Eukaryota; Metazoa; Chordata; Lepidosauria; Squamata; Phrynosomatidae. Gene Ontology annotation, molecular function: RNA polymerase II cis-regulatory region sequence-specific DNA binding; DNA-binding transcription factor activity, RNA polymerase II-specific. The record is from RefSeq and is a predicted model, not a curated record. The transcript is spliced from 16 exons. Gene Ontology annotation, biological process: regulation of transcription by RNA polymerase II. Bases 720 to 2156 code for a protein of 478 amino acids.
CAGGCAGUGAGUAUAGGCUGCGCUGUCAGGCCGGUGUCAGUCUGAUGAAGAUUGGCAUGCAGGCAGCAAGGUUAUUGAUUGCUCUCCAUAUGCAUAUGUUCCUGAUCUGGAAGAUAAAUUUGGGAGUGCAAGCUGUUCUGUCACCCAUAGAAUGGUACCUUCAGGAAUGGGAUCUUGAAGCAUCUGCAUUUCAAGCCAAUCUUUUCAACAGGAGUUUCAUACUAUCCAUUACCCCAUGGUGAAGAUUGGCUUGAAUUCUAAUCCUGUCCGCCAUACUCUCUCCAGUCCACACCAAGGCUGUCCAAUGUAUAUACUUGAUGAGCUACUCACCACAUUUGCUUCCAAGCCAUUUUUGAAUGCACUGGACUGUGUCUGGGCCAUUGCUGAGUUCUGAGGCAUUGCCCUUACUACCUCUCACCAGCUGGAGAAGAAUUCAUUUAAAAGUGCUCUGCAGGUGGCUCUGCUCUGGCUGGAGAAAGCGGCUUUUGUGUUACCAGCAGAGAAAGGGCAGAGGGGAGACUUUCAAAAGGCAAGUGGCUCCCGGAGCACACUUCAUAGACUUAAUACCCAGGGGAAUCAGAUGCACUGUACUGAAGAUACUGUAUAGAGAGACCUGCUACAUCAGUCCAAAGACCGAUCUAAGCUAGCAUCCUCUUAAUCAUAAGGGACAACAACCUGCCUCCAGAAAGCUCAUGAAGUCCUAGAUGUGAAUCAAUCCCAUGAUGCAACAUGUCUCCCCAGUACCAGCUCUGACAAUGAUGGCCACACAGACUGUGCCCCCUCCCCCUUACCAAGAAACACAACAGAUGACUGCCACUGCGCAACAGCCAGCUAAAGCCCAGCCAGUUCACAUCACCACGCCUUCGGCAGCAGGCAACACACCUCUCCCCAGCACUCCUAUCGAUCCUCAGGCACAGCUGGAGGCUGACAAGCGGGCUGUCUACAGGCAUCCUCUUUUCCCCCUCCUUACACUGCUGUUUGAGAAGUGUGAGCAGGCGACACAGGGCUCGGAGUGUAUCACUUCUGCCAGCUUUGAUGUCGACAUUGAGAAUUUCGUCCAUCAGCAAGAACAGGAGCACAAACCAUUCUUCAGCGAUGACCCUGAACUGGACAACCUGAUGGUGAAAGCCAUUCAGGUCCUGAGGAUUCAUCUACUGGAGUUGGAGAAGGUGAAUGAAUUGUGCAAGGACUUUUGUAAUCGUUACAUCACCUGCCUCAAAACUAAGAUGCACAGCGACAACCUACUCAGGAAUGACCUUGGGGGGCCUUACUCCCCGAACCAGUCCUCCAUUAACCUACAUGCACAGGAUAUGCUGCAAAAUUCUCCUAACUCAAUGACUGCAGUAUCCAGCAACCCCCAAGGAAUUGUGGUACCUGCCUCAGCAUUGCAGCAGGGGAAUAUCUCCAUGACAACGGUCAACUCGCAAGUAGUGUCAGGUGGAGCCCUUUACCAGCCUGUAACUAUGGUAACGUCUCAGGGCCAGGUGGUAACCCAAGCAAUCCCACAAGGGGCCAUUCAGAUCCAGAACACGCAGGUUAACCUGGAUCUGACCUCUCUUCUUGACAGUGAAGAUAAAAAGUCAAAGAACAAACGGGGAGUCCUGCCGAAACACGCCACAAAUAUCAUGCGCUCCUGGCUUUUUCAGCAUCUUAUGCACCCUUAUCCAACAGAGGACGAGAAGAGGCAGAUAGCAGCACAAACAAACCUCACACUCUUGCAAGUCAACAACUGGUUUAUCAAUGCCCGGAGACGUAUCCUGCAACCUAUGCUUGAUGCAAGCAACCCAGACCCAGCUCCCAAAGCCAAGAAGAUCAAAUCCCAACACCGGCCAACACAGAGGUUCUGGCCUAACUCCAUUGCUGCUGGAGUGCUGCAGCAACAAGGAGGCAACCCUGGUACGAACCCUGAUGGCUCCAUAAAUAUGGACAAUCUCCAAUCCCUCUCUUCCGAUAACGCUACCAUUGCUAUGCAGCAGGCCAUGAUGGCAGCUCAUGAUGACUCACUUGAUGGGACAGAAGAUGAGGAGGAGGAUGAAAUGGAAGAAGAAGAGGAGGAAGAAGAGGAGGAGGAGGAGGAACUGGAGGAGGACGUUGAGGAGCUCCAGACAACAAAUGUCAGUGACCUUGGCUUGGAGCACAGUGACUCACUUGAGUAGAGAACUCUGGUCAAUGGUGGAGCAGUUACCUCCUGAGAAGCUGUUUGACCAGCUUGCCAAAAUCAUUGACCUGACGAAUUGUAGAGCGAGUCUGAACUUUAACAUACAAGCCCCAUAUCCCUUUAAAGAUUUAAUUAAUUCAGCAACAAUAUUCUUAUCAAGUGUCCUGCUUACCUGCUCUCAUUUGCAGGAAUGGACAUGGCAGCACAUUGGGGAGCCCUUGCCAAAUGUGCAAACCAGUUAUUUAAGUGAAGGACACAAGUUUACAAGGCACAUAUUGUGGCCAGUUUUCCUCCCACCAACCCCCUUUGUUUUUGAUAACAACAAAAGUGUUUUUAGAGUAAGCUGUUUUCUGUAUGACUGAAUGUUUUAUGGAUGUUCUAAUGCAAUGCCUUUUUGUGACAUGCAAUUGAGAGGCAAGUCUGUUUUCAAUUCCAAUGCUUUCAUGAGAGAUUUAUAGAUGCAAAAAAGAGAGGGAAAACUGAUGGUUUUUACAACAAAAACUUUAAAAGACUGCAAUUAUUAUAAAUAUGUAGAUGUAGAAAAAACAAGAGUUUGCAAGUUUUGCAGGGAAAAAAUAAUAAUGAACUGUGAGAGAGCUUAAUGCUAGACCCAAGUUGACUCAUGGCUGGUUCUGAAGAAUUGGAUUCCAAGUCUUCAGGAUUUCAUGGGUCCAGAUCACAAGACGUACGAAGAAAGCCCAUACUUCAUGGUUAAUGUGACAAAUACAUUCUGCACUGCAACAUGAACCGUUCUGAGAGGGGGAACUGGAAAGUUUUAACCUUCUGAAUGUAAUGUCAUAAUAGCAACAUGUCUGAUUUGGUUCCCUGCUUCAGGAGUUAGCUUCAGCUAAUCCAGUAAGAAUACCCCUGAAUAAUUAUGUUAAUUGUUUAGAGGAUUAUAAACUAAGAAGGAAUGAUUAUGGCUUUCUGCAUUGGUUGAAUAUGAGCUGGCUCAAGUUUCCAAAUGUUUGCAUGGGCCCAUGCUGGCUUACAGAGUAUUCACAGAUUUGCAAGGAAAGGAAAGAUGGAUUCUGCAGUUCUGUGGAAUUGCUAUCCAGAUGGUGAAAUCAAUGCCCUUUCCACAAUCUCAUUUUCUUGGAACUCCUCACCUGUCACUUUUUCCCUCUGUUGCUCUGCUGCCCUGGAGCCUCUAAAUAAAAAGGCCUCCAAAGAACAAUAUUCAGCUGGAUGUGUUUUAUACAUUCAGGAUAGAGAUCAAAUCUUCAGCAGCUUCUCCUCUCUCCCCACUGAAAACUCUUAUCCCUCUGGUCUAGGUUAUAGGUUACAGUCACCCAAUGGAAGUUGUUUUUAAGUCAGUCCUCAGUAGACAGUGAGCCAACUGCACCCAGCAGCUCACCCCUCAGCUUGUGAGAUAUUUGCCAGUCUGCUGUGGUCAUCUUUCUAAAAACCCAAUUUUAGCUUUGUGCGGGGGAGGAAUCAGCCAAUCCAUGCACUGAACUGCUGUGCACAAACAGCUUACCUUGUGAUGACACUUUAAAGCAGCUUCCAUGUGUCAAGUGUAAUGUAAACACUAGCCUUAAGAAUGCCUUUUUGUGUCUAAAGCUAUCUUCCUCCUUCAGACUCACAAACAUUACUAAUGUCUCUCAAGUAGUGGCAAUUUUUAAUUCAAAGAAAAAAUUGCUGGAAUGGUAGUCAUUGGCCAAAGCCCAACAAGCACACCGGCAGAGUGCAAGCCUCCACCAGCAUACUUAGGCCAUCUUCUGGGGGCUAGCGACUGGACCUCUUUCACCUUUUCUGGAUGCACAACAGCAGCAAUGAGACUUGUACGUGUCACGCCAUCCCCUGGCAAAUGGUGAGCUUUGGACCCAGCCAUGUUCUGGUUAAUUUUGUAACACUAAGGGAAGAAUGAGCAGCCUCUGCUCCCACAUGAGGCUGCUUCUUUUUCCUUGGGUGCCUGCAAGAGAAACAGAUGUCUGGGGGGAUGUAUCUGCACUGACAAGCCCCUCAGCUGCCAUGGCACAUUUGGGGCAAAUGGCAUUAUAUAAGAAGGCACAGGAAUAAUUCUUGUUGCAGUGUCCCAUUGUGGAAGGCAUUCCAGAAGGAGGUAAUUCCUU